AUGAAACCAGUAGUUUCAUCAAAUAAGGUUAAUUCCACAGAUUGGAUAGCCACUUCCUUGACUAGACGGUUCGGCCUCGGAGUUGGUCUUGCAUGGGUUGGGUUUUCUUGCUUUUGGCGUCGUCUCAGAACAAAUCAAAACUCGCCUCGAGGAGUGUCGAGGAGGCAGAAGAGGUAUUAUGAAUUGAAGAUUGGUGGCGGGGAUACACCGAGGCGAGGCGAUUUGGUUGUGAUUGAUAUAAUGGGAAAAGUCGAAAGCACGGGUCAAGUGUUUGUGAACACAUUUGAAGGGGAGAAGAAAGCAUUGGCACUAGUAAUGGGGUCAAGGCCAUAUAGUAAAGGAGUGUGUGAAGGGAUAGAAUAUGUGCUGAAAAGUAUGAAGGCAGGAGGGAAGAGGAAGGUGAUAGUGCCACCUGAAUUGGGAUUUAGAGAGAAUGGUGCUGAUUUAGGCUCUGGUGUGCAGAUUCCUCCACUUGCAACACUUGAAUAUAUUGUUCAAGUUGAUAAAGUUUCCAUUGCACCAGCUUGA
Messenger RNA from Vicia villosa (hairy vetch), 528 nucleotides. RefSeq names its product peptidyl-prolyl cis-trans isomerase FKBP17-2, chloroplastic-like. Gene Ontology annotation, molecular function: peptidyl-prolyl cis-trans isomerase activity. The transcript is spliced from 3 exons. The coding region runs from base 1 to 528 and encodes 175 amino acids. The record is from RefSeq and is a predicted model, not a curated record. Gene Ontology annotation, cellular component: chloroplast. NCBI's taxonomy places the organism in Eukaryota, Viridiplantae, Streptophyta, Magnoliopsida, Fabales, Fabaceae.